CGUUACAAAACGGAGCUCUGUCGACCCUUCAGAGAGCAGGGCAGGUGUAGAUACGGCAAUAAGUGUCAGUACGCCCAUGGCCUGGAUGAAUUGAGGCAGAUUGAUCGCCAUCCAAAGUACAAAACUGACAAAUGUAAAACUUUUCAUAGUACUGGGUUUUGUCCAUAUGGACCGCGCUGCAAUUUUGUUCACGAU
Messenger RNA from Helobdella robusta, 195 nucleotides. RefSeq lists its product as hypothetical. Gene Ontology annotation, molecular function: mRNA binding; metal ion binding. The record is from RefSeq and is a predicted model, not a curated record. Lineage: Eukaryota; Metazoa; Annelida; Clitellata; Rhynchobdellida; Glossiphoniidae. The transcript has a single exon. The annotation marks the transcript as partial.